Molecule: messenger RNA, 5348 nt
Organism: Blastomyces gilchristii SLH14081
Lineage: Eukaryota; Fungi; Ascomycota; Eurotiomycetes; Onygenales; Ajellomycetaceae
Product: exocyst complex component Sec3
Exons: 4
Coding region: 230-4699 (1489 amino acids)
Biological process (GO): exocytosis; Golgi to plasma membrane transport
Cellular component (GO): plasma membrane; exocyst
Molecular function (GO): phosphatidylinositol-4,5-bisphosphate binding
Source: RefSeq, a predicted model, not a curated record
CGCUAGCUUGAGGCAACAGGUUAGUUCCCGCCAAAAGAAGCAACUCCCUCUCCCGACGACAUCUCGACGACUAUCGAUCACGAUCCGUUCUUGUCGAGCAACUAACACGAUCGCUACAGCUCUCAACGUGGCAUAACCUGUUCCUUCGUAUUUUGCGCUAUUUAUCCUUCUAGCAUGCUUGAAUUACUCCAAGUGUUUCGAUGAACUCCUCUCCGGGUGAAUUGUGAUCAUGAGCGGCCGCGAUCGCCCUCGCGGGCUGCCUUCCAAUAUCUCCCCCCCAAACGAACGACGGCCCAUGGCGGAGGUACACAAUGGUAGCGGCGCAAACCCUGGGCCAGUGGGAAUGUCCAGGGCAGAGAGAUUCGAGGACGAGAAGCGGCGGCUGAUCCAAAGCUGUUUUAGCAAGCAAGAUGUGGAUGGUUCAGUUCUCGAGUCCUAUAUUACGCAUAUACGAAUUACCGAGGAUGCGGCGUUCCCUUCAACACCUGCUCCGCCAAACUCACCCCCUGAAAAUAAAAAGGCUCGUGUGAUAAUCGUUUCGGUGAGAAAGUCUGGGAGGGUUCGCAUGCAUAAAGCGAGAGAGAACAAUGACGGUACAUUUUCAAUCGGCAAAACAUGGCUGUUGGACGACUUAUCCCGAAUCCAGAUUUACGAACACAUGCCUGUAUCGAGCCCUGCUGAGCAACAACAGAAAAUGUGGGCAUCGAAUAUUGGAUUCGUAGUGACCGUAUCCAAACCUUACUAUUGGCAAGCUGCCAGCCUCAAGGAGAAGGAUUUUUUUAUUGGCAGUUUGGUGAAGAUAUAUAAGAAAUAUACUGGUGGCAAGGUUCCGGAACUGCUUGGUUUCGACCCUCGCGAUCGAGACAUGAUUACCGGUACUGUGGCUCCCAUUCCGCAAAAUGGACCUUCCUCAGGUUCUCGUGCUCCUCCCCUCGGCCGCCCAGAGAGUCCUGGACCGCAGACCAGGUCGGCGCAAAACCAAUUCAACGUCCCGCAACCGCCAUAUUCUGCCAACCGGCUUCCCAGCCGCGAUGGAGCAAGAGAACAUAGGUUGCAGGCGUCCCGGGAACAGUUCUUACACACUCCUCCAGCGCAGGAUGAAGGACAAAGACCACGCCCUGAGCUCCCCGCGUCUAAGACUUCUCAACAAGGGUUUCGAGGUGAGCUGUCUCCGAAGCCAUCCGGAAACAAUACCCUCAAUAAUUCCCACACCCCAACACCAUUUCACGCGGGCCAGCCACCCCGGACCCGGCCUCCUGCUCUAUCGCCAGCUCCCAAUCCUUUAUCAAGUUCGACCGGUAACCAGCCUAGAACGCAGUUUAACAUCGAAAAUGGCAUUCGUCCGGCACGAAGCCCAGUUUCGAAUGAUAAUGGUCGACCCGUUGAAUCUAGCAAGAUAUCCACUUCGGAAUCUGGUGCUAAAAUUGAUUCAGAAGUCCCUAAAAGUAGAGCAGUCCUGCUGGAUUCUGUCCAGCCAUCGGCUCCUACACCGUUGGGACGUCCACCGAUGUCUACCAUUGGUAGCUCUGAGGUUCAAAGUAGUAAAAGCGAGGCGGAGGAUCGCUUUGUCACUCCUUUCACUUCAGAAGCUUCCCUAAAUCUUGGUGCGCGUUCUCUUUCUAGAGGGAGUGAGAAAUCCACAGGGGUGCCGGAAUCCACCAGCGCCCAACGGCACGUUCCUAUGUCGCUGCGACCAUGUUCUGGAGACGUUAGUAGUAAUACCAAAUCUUAUACUCGCUCGGUAAACGAACCUGAAAGCGUUGUUAGAGAACUGUCGCCUGACGCAGCCGAGAGCCCUGUCAUGGGCGAAAUAUCCGAUGUACCUAAAAUACUUUCAUCUUCAAUCAAACCUACUACACUCACCGAAUCACCUGAAACCGCUCCUACGGAAGGAGGAGAAGGAGAGACACAUCGUCCAGGUCUCGGUCCAAUGGUGAAAAAGAAGCCGGCGGAACUCGCGUCUACACUCCGAAAGGCAGCCACUACAUAUGGUGCUUUCAAACCUAGACCGGGGGGUGCGGCAGAUAGAUUGCUGGCCACCAAGGAGAAAAGUGGAGAUGAGCCAGACGGUAUUACCGGUGUGAUUCCGGCGCCCCUAUCUAGGAAGAUGACUGAUGAUUCCAUUGAAACUACUGGGCCCCCUUCGAUAGAGUCAUCAACAAGGGACACACAACCGUUUGUUCCUCCAAUGGAAGCGCCCAAGGUUCAAGAAGUGCCUAAAGUCCAGCUUGCUGAGCCCGCACCCCAACCUCAGCCAUCAAAGGAAAGUCCAGUUCCUAUCGAUAGUACGGCAGGUACCACUCACUCGAAAGUGCCACCGUCACAAGAAGAACGCCGGCGCCAGCGCCGCGAGGACAAUACGGCACAAUAUUGUACCGCUCUUGCCAUAGACCCAAGCCUUUUGGAGGGUAGGGGAGGAUACUUCGACGAUAUACUAAGUGACCUAGGAUGGAAUGGGAGACUGAGCGAGGACAAACGGAUUGACGAUCUCGAGGCAGAUGUCCGGCGAGAGAUAGGUCGGGUACAAGCAAGUAGCUGGCUGGGACAUCUCGAGCAGCAGGAAGGCAAGGUGGACCAACUCUCAAAACUAUUUGACAAAGCCAUUGCCGAAUGCGAUGAACUGGAUGGCCUACUGAUGCUAUACGCACAUGAACUGAAUACCCUUGUGGAUGACGUCGCUUAUAUCGAAGCACAAUCUCAAGGUUUGCAGGUCCAAACAGCGAAUCAAAAACUUCUCCAAAAUGAGCUACAAAACCUCCUCAAAACCAUUUCCAUUUCUUCCGAGGACCUUCGACCUCUCCGAGAAGCAUCCUUAAGCAGCGCAGAAGGCAUCGAGGAGACAGAAUCUUCCCUUUCCCUCCUGUACGAAGCAAUGGUGACGAUUGAUCCUGAUAUUAGGAUAAAUAAAAAGCGACUAGCGGAUGCUGCUGGCGAUCGUGGUGCAAUUGGCGUCUAUGCUGAUACCGAAGUUGGCCAGAUGCGCGCGGUGAAGGAGAAAACAGGUGAAUACCGUGAUGAAACCCAACUUUUCUUACAGCGUUUGAAGCAGUACAUGGGGCUCUCCUUUAAAAUUGCGGAGCAAAAAACGGUGGAUUCGAUCGCGAGCUCUAAGUCAGCAAAAGUUUUCUUGGGUGCUCAUGAUGCCGCCAGGCAAGACCUCUGGAUGUACAAUGCCUUAAUGCUUUUCGCUCGGGAGGUUAGCACAGCAGACUGGACUUCCAUUACUACGCAAUAUGGGCAGCAGAUGAAGAAACCAUAUCAGAAUGAGUUCAGGGAUAAUACUAUGGCCUGGAAGCGUGAAGCGCGGAAGCCUACCGGCGAUGAACAAGAGCUGCUAUUCACGUAUCAAGACAAGGAACGGGAUGGGGAGGGUAUCACCACUGCCGCCCGGAAGUUGACAGUGAGGCGAGGCAAAACAGUCCGCGUCGCUGGGACCUCGCGAAUGCCAGCAGUGGAUAAAGCUGGCGGGAAAAUAGAGCCCUACGAAGUUUUCGGCGGUUCGUUAGAAGACACAACGAAGCUAAUUGCUGAAGAACAAAACUUUAUCGUGAAAUUUUUCCAUCUGACCUCACUCUCGAACGUCGAGUUCCAGGAUUUAAUUUCAGCUGCUCGACCAGAGGAUCGACGACUACCCAAUUUGAGUGGCAAUGAGUCUUACGACCCAGAUCGCGAAAUGGCCAAGAAGGUUGAGCGGAUUAUGGAAGCAAUAUUCUCCCCCUGGAUCUCUGAUAUGCAGAAUCUAGCGGACUGGGCCAUUAGAGAAGAUCCAUUGCAAGGAGUUGGCAUCUUAUUUGCUUUGGAGAGAAAGAGGUCAGUUUUUGAUGAAACAAGCCAGGAAUUCAUUGCUCGCAGUCUUCACAAAAUUCAUUCUCGCUUCAUGGGACUUUUCAACCGGUUCGUCGACGAACAAAUCCGUGCCAUCGAAGAAACGAAACUCAAGGUCAACAAGCGUAAAGGAGUUAUUUCAUUCAUGAGAAUUUUCCCUAAUUUCUCUGCAUCGAUAGAAAAUAUGAUUUCAUUGCCAUCGCAAGAAACCUUUGACAUCCGUUUUUGCGUGAAUGAUGCCUAUGAGAAAAUCAACCGCGCCAUGUGGGACAGUCUGAAGUUUAUCGCCAAGGAAGCACCUGGCCAGCAAUCUGUUGCGUCCGGAGGUGGUCAGGACCCAGAAGACAAAGAGGCACUGAAUUAUCAUAUCCUCUUGAUUGAGAAUAUGAAUCAUUACAUUGAAGAAGUUGACUCCCGCGAUAACAUCAUUUUAACCGAAUGGAAAGAUCGGGCUGCGCACGAUUUACGCGAACACUUGCGGUUGUAUAUAGAUGCUGUGAUCCGCCGGCCUCUUGGUAAACUGCUUGACUUUAUCGAGUCUACGGAGUCCCUCCUCCAGACAGCCGCGACGCCAACCGAUAUCGCCCUCCGUACCAGCCAUUCACGUGUCGUUGCGAAGAAACUUCUCACCUCGUACGAUACGAAAGAGCUGCGACGGGGCAUUGAUGCUCUGAAGAAGCGUAUUGAGAAGCAUUUUGGAGAUGCCGACGAUCCAGGUGUUUCGCGCAGUUUGGUGGUGAAGGUGUUGAGAGAAUGCGAGACGCAGUAUUCAGACAUACAUGACCGUGUGAGACAUAUAAUUGACUUGGUUUACGAGGGACAGAUGGAAUUGGAGUGGCGGAAGGAGGAGGCUGUAGCCAUGUUCAAGCGAUGAUUGAGGGGAAAAAAAGUUUGUGUCUUGUUUCUUCGAUCAUCGCGUUCGAUAUUUUCUCCGACUUAUUGAUUUUUGGAAAUGAUAUUAUUGGCGUUGAGGGGUCGAAUCCGAUGCACGUAAUUACGUUCAACUUACAAUCCUCCUUUCGUCUCUUAUUUGGUUCUUCUAUCGCGAUUUCAUCUUACUAGUUUUGUUUUACAUUCAUUUGCUUUUCUUUCUCAUAUAUGCCACCCACCUCUUUGGCUAUUACUUUUGAUCUUCCAUGCUCCCUUUCUACCUAUCCCUUUUUCAUAGCCUUAUUUAUAUCAAUCACUCGUUUACGCGUUCAUUGUUUUACCUCCAGCGGCCCCCAUUAUUUUUCCCUUCUCCUUUCAUCCAAGCAGAUAAUUAACCGCUGUAAAUUAAGACAAUUAUAUACUUCUUCACACUUUAAGGGUCGAUCUUCAGUAGACGAAAUUGGCGGCAGGAAGCAUAUAUUCCAGGAGAAAAGGUAUGAAGGGAGACGCCAUGGCACGAGGAAUUAGAAAUGUAUCUCUUCGCAAAGAUGUUUCAAGAAAUUUUUCGUUAGGUUUUAUGGUGGGAUAGUUAUAGUUUAUAGCUAUGUCUGUACAUGAUCUUUUCACCACUUUAAUUUUAAUUUUAAUUUUUA